Molecule: messenger RNA, 1383 nt
Organism: Cladophialophora psammophila CBS 110553
Lineage: Eukaryota; Fungi; Ascomycota; Eurotiomycetes; Chaetothyriales; Herpotrichiellaceae
Exons: 1
Coding region: 1-1383 (460 amino acids)
Source: RefSeq, a predicted model, not a curated record
AUGCCGACUCUGAAAGAUCUUGUUUGCCACGUGCAAUGGGCAGAUACAGGGUCUCCAUUUCCAGAAUAUGGCACGGUCUACGGAGACGGUGUUGUUGAGGCCUACAUUGCUAUCCCUACUCAUCCUCAGGUCUUUACCAUUCGACUCACCUCACGAAAGUUCAUUUAUGACGGGUUGGCGAUGGUAGUUUUCAUUGAUGGAAACUACCAAUGCAAUCGUAAUAGAGUCAACCUACAGCCUGCAAAGAAAAACUUGCCUGAAAUCAGAACAAAUAUUGACUUUCUAGUGAGACAAAAAGAGAAACCAAUGGGUGACGGGACGUACAUGGGUCGGCAGUGGCGCUUCGACGAUUGCAAUCUUGGUGAGUCCAUUUUGGAGGAAGCAAGUUCGAAGCUAAUGCUUCGUUACCAGUCUCAGAACUCCCCCAGGGCGUUGAUGAGUGCCACUUCGAUGAUCUGGGAACGAUCGAAGUCUUGGUCUUGCGAUGCCAUAGCAACAAUCGUGAAGAUAGUCAAUGCUCGACGACCUCUUCAGGUGAGCACAGCGGGAUCAUGGAUGACGAAGAGGAUGCUAGAGAAGGGCCGGAAGAACCUGGUCCUGACGGCAAUUCAAACACCGAAAAUCACUCUACAAAAGCUGAACAUCCUCACCCUGAACCACAGGACGCCUUCGGUGGGCUUUUUGCCCUAUUCGAUGGACCUGCCGACGGGUGGUCUUGCUUCGCUGGCAAUCCAGGAGAUGCCCUGUCAGAUGGGUAUUCUCGAUGGCAUUGGCAAGCACAUGCUGGACACCCUGCUCCUUAUGGCCCGCAGGAAAGACCACAACACCCGUCGGAUUAUCGUCUACCUUCUGGGCAUUAUGAAGAACCACGACGAACAGGGUACACCUAUCAUGACUCUCCGCCCUCUUCUACAUAUGCACCCCCGGCGAAUCCGCCUCCUCCGGGUCUCAGACCAGAGAGGCAUGUUCACUUCGACUACGGUGACGGGAGAGGGCCGCAGUCCAGUAGCUAUCAUACAAGAUACGACCACCAACCCCAUCACACUUGGGAGCGACAUGAUCAACAUGCAUACUCCCACCCUAGUCCCCGUUACUAUCGCCCGGAAUACGAUAGACAUCGCAAUCCUUACGCCGACUAUCCUGUUCCUCCUGAAGGCGGGCAUUACAUGUACAAUCCUGAUCGGAAAGUCUACCGGCCAUACCCUGAGCCGAACCAAGUCCACGAAAGCUCUCAGCCACGUCCUCCUCUGGACCGUCACCCUACGCAACAUUCAUACUAUCGGCCACCUAUUCAAGGGCCUAUACCUGAGACUCAGCAAACACACGGGCCUCCAACAUUUGGCGGCUCUCAAGCGAAUUUUCCGAACGCUGUUCCGUCAGUAA